GAAGUGCGGUUGAUUCACAUUAACUCCACUUUUAGCCAGCGCUGUUCGACAGACGAGUCGUGACCGACUCGAUAUUAUUUAUGCGAUCUUCCUGUGCCGUGUUCCUAUGACGAAUACACGACUAACUAGCGCUAUUUUAAAAAGUAAUCUAAGCCAUUUGGUCUUGGGAAAUAGAUACUUUUUGUGUUAUAUAAUAACUUUCUUCCCGUCCCGAACAAUAAGUUAUAUCCUUAAUCGACACAACAGACAUCUAAUUUCAAUUGUUCCCAAUCGCUAGUUGAGCUUUUCCUAAUUUUUAAUUCUUGUUUCUAGCAUUUUUGGAUUUAUGCCCUUCAUAAACUACUAUUAAUCUCUGUCGCCUUCUCAAUUUUUAAGUUUGUAUUUAAAAUCAUGGCAAUCAUGGUUCCUGUCGUUCCCACCUUUCAAGAUCUAUCUUUUUACUCUGAUCCAACGGGAAAUCAACCACGUUAUGAAAGUGCGCUAAGACUGUUUGAGAAGUCAUUUCAUGAAAAACCAGCCUUCUUCAGCCGAUCACCUGGUCGUGUCAACAUUGUUGGUGAACACAUAGACUAUAACUACUUCUCGGUUCUUCCUAUGGCUUUAGAGGUCGACGUCAUUAUUGCUGCGGCGACCGCGACAGAUAAUAAGGUUAUUCUCACUAACACUGACCCCAAAUUCCAGCAGGAAGAAUUCGAAUUGCCUAUUGAUGGUUCGGUAAUCACAAUCAACAAAGAACAUCACAGUUGGGGUAAUUACUUCCGCUGCGCGUUGAUUGUGGCUCACCAUUUCAUAAAAGAAAAGUAUGGAAACUUGAUUGACAAUGGGAAGAAACCAUUGAAAGGUUUACGUCUGACCUUUGACGGUAAUGUCCCCACAGGUGGUGGACUGUCAUCGUCUGCAGCCUUCUGUGUUGCAUCCAUUGUGACCAUCCUUAAGGCCAACGGUAUCAAAUCCAUUAGCAAGGAUGACUUGACCCAUAUUAGCGUUGUGUCUGAGCAUUAUGUUGGCGUGAACACGGGAGGUAUGGACCAAUGUGCAUCCAUUUAUGGUGAGCCCAAUAAAUUACUGCUUAUCCAAUUUCGGCCUAAGUUAAUAGGUAUUCCUUUUCAAAUUCCAAGCACAAAUCCUAAAAUGGUGUUUCUCGUCACCAAUACUCUCUUCCAGGCUAACAAGCAUGAAACGGCCCCAAAGAACUACAAUCUGCGUGUUGUUGAAAUGGCCAUCGCCUCAGAGCUGUUCGCCAAAAAAUACAGCCUCAACACACCCAAGGAUUCUAACCUCAAAGGUGCUGGUACCCUUCGUGGAGUAAUGGACGCUUAUUUUGAACAGAUUCUCAGACAGCCUGCUUGGGAUGGUAACGAUCUAAAGAUUGGUAUUGGGCGUAUGAAAGAAAUGCUCAACCUGGCGGAAGAGCUGUUCACGUCAGAAGAAAAAAAAGGGUUUACUACUGUUCAAGUUGCGAAAAGGUUUGGUAUGAGUGUCGGGGCGUUCACCAAGACUUUUUUGACACAAAUACCUGUUCGCUUCGAAGUGCUUAAACUAUAUCAACGCACUGUGCACGUAUACUCAGACGCUAUGCGUGUGCUUGAAGUCCUUCAACUUUUCCGAGAACACCAACCGACUGAUCCCUCUAUCGCCUUUUUAACUGAGUUCGGAAAAAUACUCAACGAGUCACAAGUUUCUAACGAAUUGUAUAACAACUCAUCGAGUCCAGAGUUGAAAGAGGUGUGUGCGAUAUCAACAGCCUAUGGUGCAUAUGGUGCCCGCACUACAGGUGCUGGGUGGGGCGGUUCUGCUGUUCAUCUUUGUACGGUGGAUAAACUGCCUGAAAUUGUUGCUGCUCUCACUGAACAGUACUAUAAGAAACAUUUUCCUCGCAUCACCCAGAAAGAACUUGAUUCUGCCAUCGUCGUCUCAAAACCCGGCAUUGGAACAUGCGUGGUAGAGUACAAUGAGAAUAUUAUAAGCGGGCGAAAAAUGUGAACUACUUGGUAAAAACUUAUGAUAAUGACUACCUAUUCUAGAUGAAUAGAACGGAUGAAUAAUAUUGAGAAUGUUAAUACUAUGAGAAUAAUGUUCUGCCACUGAUACCACGUAUGGUAAAUAUCGAUUCGCUUUGUCUUUCUCAUGCUUCUACACAGUAAUUCACUGUCGUAAACAAUGUUCAUUAGU
Messenger RNA from Schizosaccharomyces japonicus yFS275, 2172 nucleotides. RefSeq names its product galactokinase Gal1. Gene Ontology annotation, cellular component: cytoplasm. The transcript has a single exon. The coding region runs from base 391 to 1983 and encodes 530 amino acids. Gene Ontology annotation, biological process: galactose metabolic process; carbohydrate phosphorylation. The record is from RefSeq and is a predicted model, not a curated record. Lineage: Eukaryota; Fungi; Ascomycota; Schizosaccharomycetes; Schizosaccharomycetales; Schizosaccharomycetaceae. Gene Ontology annotation, molecular function: galactokinase activity; ATP binding; phosphotransferase activity, alcohol group as acceptor.